This is a messenger RNA of Myodes glareolus (Bank vole), 4150 nucleotides long. It is a transcript of the gene Fuz, whose product is annotated as fuzzy planar cell polarity protein. Gene Ontology annotation, biological process: vesicle-mediated transport; non-motile cilium assembly. The record is from RefSeq and is a predicted model, not a curated record. NCBI's taxonomy places the organism in Eukaryota, Metazoa, Chordata, Mammalia, Rodentia, Cricetidae.
CAUCACCAUCUUCAAGCUGUCGUCUUCAUCCUCGUUAUACAAAGGAUGUGAUGCUGUCCAGGAGCAAUUUGAGCGCUUGGCAAGCACUGCUUGUUGCCAUCUUUGUUAGGGUCAUGAUGACUUCCGACUAGCGCGGGAGAGACUCUAACCCGGUUGGUGGGCCUGAGUUGAGGAAGGCGGGAAUUUGGUCAUCUCCCUUCGCCCUCUGGCUGCUCCAGCCAGCGGGUCGGCUUUGAGUAGCGCAGGCUCCCAGACCCACACCGAAGUCACCCGGGGGGGACUUCCAGAUGGGGGAUGAGGGGCCGGGAAGCACGGUUCACCUGCUGUGCCUUGCGGCCUCCAGCGGGGUCCCCCUGUUCUGCAGGAGCAGCAGCGGCGGCGCCCCCUCCCGUCAACAGGUGGGGCAUUGAACUCCUGCACCUAACUAGAAGGGAUCUGGGAAGCUGGGAUUGCACACCUCGCAGGGAGCAGCUUCCCUUCUCUGUCAUCGGCUCCCUCAAUGGAGUACACAUGUUCGGGCAGAAUCUGGACGUGCAACUGAAUUCGGCAAGAACGGAAGGCACAACUGUGGUGUGGAAGAGCUUCCAUGACAGCAUCACCCUCAUCCUUCUGUCAUCUGAGGAGGGCACCUCCGAGUUGAGUCUAGAAAGAACGCUCGACAUGGUGUUUGGGGCCAUGGUUCUCAUUGUGGGACUUGAGGAGCUGACCAACAUCCGGAACGUAGAGAGACUGAAGAAAGAAUUAAGGGCCAGCUACUGUCUCAUUGACAGCUUCCUGGGGAACUCCGAGCUCACUGGGGACCUGACCCAGUGUGUGGACUGUGUCAUUCCUCCGGAGGGCUCCCUCAUGCAGGAAACCCUCUUAGGGUUCGCAGAGGCCACCGGCACGGCCUUUGUCAGUCUGCUGGUAUCAGGCCGAGUGGUGGCAGCGACUGAGAGCUGGUGGCGCCUGGGCAUGCCUGAAGCCGUGCUGCUCCCCUGGCUGGUGGGGUCCCUGCCACCUCAGGCCGCUCGCGACUACCCGGUGUACCUGCCACAUGGGAGCCCCAAGGUCCCGCAUAGGCUGUUGACCUUAACGCUGCUGAGGGGACUGGAGCUGUGUCUGCUGUGUGGGCCGCGCCCGCCCCUCGGCCAGCUGGAGCCACAGCUGUUGGAACGCUGGUGGCAGCCACUGCUGGAGCCCCUCCGGGCCUGCCUGCCACUUGGCCCUAGGGCGCUACCCGAAGGGUUCCCGCUGCACAGUGACAUCCUCGGCCUGCUGUUGCUCCACUUGGAACUGAGACGCUGCCUCUUCACUGUGGAGCCGUCACCAGAUAAAGGUGCACAGGGAAGCCGCGGAACCAGGGCCUGCAGAGAAAGAAGAGGAUGCAGCCCACCCAGCCCAGAGGCCCAGAGCUUGCUACCUUGUGCUAGGGCCAGGCAUGGGGUGGCAGCUGGUGGCUCUGCAGCUAGGGCUGCGGCUGCUCCUGUUGAUGCUGUCUCCUCAGAGCCCCACCCAUGGGCUGCGAAACCUUGCCACCCACACCCUACAAGCCCUUACCCCGUUCCUCUGAUCACCCAGGGGCAGGCAGUCAAUAGACGGGGUAACAUUAGCGUCUCUCUGUUUAUUCACUCACAAUAAUACACGCCCCAGAUGGGGAGAGAGGGGAGGGCGGGCGACAAUGGGGGGGAGGGGAGGAGGUACCGACUUCUCUGGCUCCUCUCCCCUCUGUGCUCCGGGGGACAAGGGAGGGAGGGUGCUUCCCUUGACCCCCCCAGAAUGUAAACAGCAGCAGAUGAACAAAACUAAAAAUACAAAAGGCCAGAGGAAGCUCAGGCAGGCCUCCAUCCCUGGGGUCUUCGCUGUCACCACCGGAGGUCUCCUCGCUGCCCCCUCCACCACAGCUGCCUCCAUCCCAGGGCUGCCUGGCACUGGCCACAUCCCAGAGCAAGUCCAGGGCUCAGAACUGCUGGGCCAGCAACUCACACAAGUGACGGGAGACAGGCUCUUUGCUGGUGCGCAGGGUCAGGCGGUACAUCUGUGUGGAGAUGGCAGCCAUGAGAUGAGGGAGCCCAGAAGGGGUCAGAAAAGUCAGGUCAGUGAAGAUGGAAGACACAGGAAGGAGGGUUGGGAACAGGGAAUGUGGGGGCACAGCGAGGUCCUCCCUCAUUACUCACUUGGGCCUGGGCAUUGGGCUCCAGCCGAAGCAGACACCCCACCUGCAGGGCUUUCGUCUGGAUGAUUCCAGCACCCACGAAGUUCUCAGGGUUAGGGUCCACAUUGUCCAGUAGAGCAGAGCCAAACCCCAGAAGCUAGAAAGGGAUGGGUAUUGAAGCAGAGCUGAGAAGCCUCUAGACUACCUCAGGCCAAACCCUCAUGGGUGAAAACUGAUCUAUCCAGCGGCCAGCACCCAGUAAAUGCCCAGCCUCUCUCUCACCUUGGCCUUAGUAACUUCAGCAUCCAUGGGGUGGUUGGCUUUGAAUAUUUUCUGUGCUUCCUGCAGGGGGCUGGCAGGUUGAAAGCACUGUCAAGCCCAGGAGACGCUGCCCUGCCCCGCCCCUCAGCCCAGCUCCCUCCACCUCUCAACCCCGCCCCUCACAGGCUCAGCUGCUUCCAGCGCUGGAAAAAGUCUUGGGCAGCCAUCUCCGUGGGCUGGAAGAAUUUGUUGAUGGUCACUGGUAGCUUCAGAGUGAGGGACUGGGCGGUGCCACCGUACCUGAACAGAUGAGAGCAGCUCACCAGGCCCCAUCCCUGAAGACCAGCCUCAUUGCCCCCCCACCCCCCACUUUGCUCCUUCCCACUCACCGGAAGCGCACAGACAGCAGCGGAGGCGUCAGAAAGUCUCGCAGACACUCGAUGUUGAGCACCUGCUGCACCUGGGCACCACCGUCCACUUGCGCGGCCACACGCUUCGUCUGCACCACCAGCUGUGGCCAUGGAGUUAAGGAGGCCAGGAACAGGGGUGGCACAACCUGAGCGUCUGUCAGAGGCUCUGAGGGUCAACCGCAGACUCACAGACUUCCUCCUGUGACAUCUGGGACACCCAGGGAUCUCCAAUGGGUGACAAACCACAUGGAUCAUGGUGGGCAAGAUAGUAUUUUCUUAGCCUCAAGUGCAAAUUGGGUACAUGUAAAAUGUCCUGAGGAGCCAAGAAACCACCCACCAUUAGAACAUAUCUGUCUGAGUAGCAGUGGCCACACAGCCAGAUGGAAGUAAUCAGUGUCACCUUUGUGCUCAGGCCUGACUUCAUGUCAGGAACAUGUACAAGGUUGGCUGGUACCUACACCCUACUGGCACUGCCCUACUUCGGACAUAAAACUGUCUGCCCUGGGUUCUGGUCAACAAAGCAGAGGGUGAAGAACUAGCUGUUCUGGUCUCACACAUGUGGACUGAGGACAAUAUAAAAAAAAGAGGGGGCCUGGAUCUGCCAUACACCUUCCAGAACAUCCCAACUGCUCUUUCAAAAUGGCAGGAAGCCAGGUUUGCUGGUGCACACCUAUAAUCCCAGCACUUGGCAGGCAGAGGCAGAUGGUUCAUCUUGAAUUCAAAGCCAGUUCAAUCUGUAGAGUAAGUGGAGCCACCCUAGGCCACAUAAACAGCUUCAAAAACAACCAACAGCCCUCCUAGCAGAAGAAAGGAGAGUUACUUUUCCUGGAGGAAAGUUAGGAGGCAGGCCACACAGCUGAGGUGCUGCAGGGCCGGCAGAGUGUGCAGCAUUCUUGGUUAACCUGACUGCAGGAGCCUCUAGCCCCAUAGCAUGAAGCCACACACAGACAUCAGCAAAGGUAAGGUGCCUGGCAGGGUAGUUGGGGUGUUGGAAGUCAUAUAUUCUGUACAUUGGGUUACUGUCAUUUGUCCCUGGGUAGAGAGGCCUACCUACUGUUCAAACAGUCUUAGAAGUGACAUGUGCCUAACUCUGAGUGAGGGGCUGAACAGGUAUGGAGCCGAGUGUUGCUUCCCAGAGGACUACAGGGGUGGGGUGGGCACCCUCCAGGCCAAGAGCAGAGGAUAUGAGUCUGCAGGUCUCCGGGGUGGACCACAGUGGGCGAGAAGCUCUGGAACUGCACAGAAGUCUUGUUGCCAUAGAACAGGUACAUCCGGCCUGCAGCGGGUGGGUGAAGGCUCCAUCCAAGCUCCCCCGUUCCCAUACCCUGCCACCAGCCCAGCCAGG